AUGAAAGAUGAAACUGACGUCCAUAGUUUCGUAGAAGUCCUUCUGGGCGAGCGGCUGGUCCUCAGGGAACAUCAUUCGCUGAAAAUAGAUUCAAUAGAAAUUGAACAUGAAGAUCAGGGAAAAAAGUAUACUCUAAUUGGCGAAACUUGGAAAAAAGGCGGCGCGUUUAAUGUCCUUUCAAAUUUUCUCACUUUCUUAUAAGGCCCACGAUCAUUGUUUCUGCUCACUGUAGGCUCUGCAACGGUCAACUUCCUCGAGUCAUCUAGUUCCCCAGGGGCUCAUCACCUAAAUAGGAAAAGUUUUCACAGCAUUUUUAUUAUUUCUUACAAGAGAUGACGGAAAAGUUGACUCCGCCGCAUGCGACGUUAUGUCUUCAAAUCCAAACUCUGCUAUCUCUGUUUUCUGGAACAAACUUGGUAUAAAAUGAAGACCAAUCCAAGCCCAAUGGACUUACUAUUCCUCAAAGACCAAUAAAGUCAUCAUGUUCUUUUUCGUUUUUCUCGGCAGGCGUUUCUUCCUUCGGGCUUGUCUAAUUAUCCUGCUUUCUUAACUCUUGCAUAGAGCCCGAAUCUUCAGUGGGAGGAGGAGUUUGCAUGGAACCCUUCGAAAAAGCAUCAGAAUCCGCCGUAUAGCCCAAACCACUAGACGACUGCUCCUUUUCUUUCUUCCUAGAUCGUGGAGGUAUAGAUUCCUCUGCGUUAAGAUCGAUCCAGCACUUUUCCGGCGUUUGAGCCAUAGAGUUUUCAGCGUCCGUACCAAAAGUGCCAUGUGUUCUGUUUUCGAGCGUUUGUUUGGGAUUGGUGACCCUCAAAGUUUUUCAAGGUUUUGUUCGAGGCUUUCCUGAGCCACUAUCCACUAUCCAUUUUGCAGUGAGGCCGGCCGCCGCCGCUAUUUUCUGGCGGAUUUCCUCGGCGAAACUUCUGAAAAUUUUGCACUUGUGA
Caenorhabditis auriculariae is the source of this 941-nucleotide messenger RNA. The record is from the annotation of a GenBank genome assembly. Lineage: Eukaryota; Metazoa; Nematoda; Chromadorea; Rhabditida; Rhabditidae.